AGUAUCAAUACUCAAAGUCAAACCUUAAACACCACUAAUAAUAAGCAUAAUAAUAAUGUUUAAUUCUAGUAAAAUAUUAUUAUGUCAACUUCUUCUAAACUCAUCAAUUCUUCUUUACUUAAAAGCAUCAUCAUUUCCCUUACCAAAUCCAACUUCAUUACAACUAUUAUCAAUUCUCACCACUUCAAUCUUUUUCAUUUCCUUCAACAAAAAAUCUCCAUUAAUGGCUUCCUCAUUCACCUUCUUCUUUCUCCUCAUCAGUAUCUCCCUUCUUCUUCACCAACCCCAUUUUUCCUCAGCCAACAUACACAAAAUAACCCAUCUCAAAUCUCACCUCAAUUCCCAAAUCUCACACUUCCAAGAAGAAAACACUUCCCCAACUCAAUUCUUUGAAGUAACCAAACCCAUUGAUUUGCCCACUUCAAAACCUUGCUCUAAAUUGCUCUUAAGUCAUGAUUUUGGCUUCACUUAUGGAAAGCCUCCACUUUUAGUUGAUUACAACCCACCUUUGAAUUGCCCAUAUAAUGAUUUUGGGAAAAUUGUUCUUGAGUGGAAAGCUACUUGUAAAGGAAGACAAUUUGAUAGGAUUUUUGGGGUUUGGCUUGGUGGGGUUGAGCUUUUGAGGAGUUGUACAGCUGAGCCAACUUCUUCUGGGAUUUUUUGGAGUGUUGAGAAAGAUAUUACUAGGUAUUAUUCUCUUCUCAUGACUAAUCAAACACUUACUGUUUUUCUUGGAAAUGUUGUGGAUGAUACUUAUACUGGUAUUUAUCAUGUGAAUUUGAGUAUACAUUUUUAUCCUGCUGAAAAAAAAUCUGAUCUUUAUGAUGAUGUUAAUGAUAUAAAGAUUGAAACUUUAGUUCCUGGGCAUCAUAAUUGGGCAGAUUUGAUCUUGCCCAUUUCGAGAAAUUCACCAUUGAAUGAUGGGUUAUGGUUUGAAAUCAAGAAUUCUAUGGAUACUCAGUUGAAAGAGUUUAAAAUUCCUCAGAAUACUUAUAGAGCUGUGCUUGAAGUUUAUGUUUCUUUUCAUGAAAAUGAUGAGUUUUGGUAUUCAAAUCUUCCUAAUGAUUACAUUGCUGAGAAUGGGCUUAGUGAUACUCCUGGAAAUGGUCCUUUUAGGGAGAUUUUGGUUAGUCUUGAUGGUACUAUGAUUGUUGGUGCUAUAUGGCCUUUUACUGUAAUUUACACAGGUGGAAUCAACCCUAUAUUUUGGAGACCAAUUUCAGGAAUUGGUUCAUUCAAUCUUCCUUCAUAUGAGAUUGAAAUUACUCCAUUUCUAGGUGAGAUUUUAGAUGGAAAGAUUCAUACUUUCGGGUUUAAUGUAACGAACGCUUUGAAUGUUUGGUUUGUUGAUGCAAAUUUGCAUCUUUGGUUAGAUAAACACAGCUCGAAAACCGAAGGGAAGCUUUUGAAACACCUUACCAAGCCUCUUGAUCUUUCCCAUGUUUCGGAUUUUGAAGGUUUAGAUGGGACAUUCUUGACUAGAGCUAGUAGAAAUUUAUUGUCUAUUGGCAAAGUUAAGUCCUCAUUUGGGACUAUUCUAACCCAUUCAAUCCAGAAUUUGCAUUACUCAAAUUUCAUUUUGAUGCAGAACAAUGGUAUCACACAGGUAGUGAAUCAAACCAUUCAAUUCAAUGAUUCUGUUCUUGUUAAGAUGCCUUUUGCUGAUGUUUACUCAAUCGAAUCGGAUAAAAAGUUCCCACUUUUCCUAUACUCUGAUUACUUUGAUCAAGGAAAUGGAGAAUAUGUGUUUGGUUCAGAUUUUAAAUUGGGGUUUGAAGAGAAGAAGUCUUCUAAAAUUGGUGGCUUUGAAUUAUCGAAAAGUCAUCUGAAUAAUCUGCAGAAUGGUGAGGCUAAAAUGAUUAUCGAGAACGAUUCGAUUAUUGAAGCAAGUUGGAGUACACAACAAGUUUACAACUAUGAAGAAGAUGAAAAUGUUUGUUAUUUUAGAAAUGUAAGUAGCUUAAACUACAAGAUAGUUUAUGAUAAAGAGAGGAAGAAAUGCAUCAAAUUAGAACAACUAGCUUUGGAUUUCGACUCGGGUUUCGAGUCAAAGAGCUUUUCUAGCUAGUAUCUGAAAUGUCCUGAGAACAGUUGGGAAGGGAAAAAGGUUUCAUUUUCAAUUUCAAAUGUCCACACAAAAUGAUAAAAUUUUUCUUUUGUGCUGUUGUUUUUUAGUUGUGCAUAUGAAUAAGAUAUAACAAAUUUUAUGUGUUU
Messenger RNA from Cannabis sativa, 2214 nucleotides. Its product is annotated as peptide-N4-(N-acetyl-beta-glucosaminyl)asparagine amidase A. The record is from RefSeq and is a predicted model, not a curated record. Bases 56 to 2068 code for a protein of 670 amino acids. The transcript has a single exon. Lineage: Eukaryota; Viridiplantae; Streptophyta; Magnoliopsida; Rosales; Cannabaceae. Gene Ontology annotation, cellular component: vacuole.